GCGUCGCCGUCCCUCGGGUUGGUGGGAGAGACAGGCCCUUACCCCGCCCCUUGGGCUCCAACCCUCUUCAUUUAAAACACAAAGUUGAGGAUCCAGCGGUUGUUAACUCCGAAGUCUUAGGCCCUUCCUUCGGGCCUUUGCUCCCUGAGGACUUCGAGCCUCGCGCAACUCAGGGAUUUGGGGAGGCGCGAGCCAGGAGGAGGCCGGAACGAUUCCUUCGCGGAACCUUUGGGGCGAGGCCUCGGGGAGCGCGAGGACAGGAACGGACCGCGGCGGACCCGACUAGACUGGCAGGGAUGGCGGCGGCGGCGGCCGACGCGGGGCAGGGGGGCGCCGUCUCGGUGGACCUGCGGCACGAGCGGCGCAUGGUGUGUGUGGAGUACCCGGGCCUGGUGCGCGACGUGUCCAAGAUGCUGCUGACCCUGGGCGGCGAGGAAAGCGUCUCCCGGGUCUAUGCGGACCCCAGCAAGAGGCUGGAGCUCUACUUCCGGCCCAAGGACCCUUACUGCCACCCCGUGUGUGCCAACCGCUUCAGCACCAGCAGCCUGCUGCUCCGGGUCAAGAGGCGGCGGCAGCGGGGGGGCGCCGGGGCCGAGGCCCGCCUCGACCUGCAGGUCCUUGGCCUUGUCGCCACCGUCUACAAGUUUCAAGGGCUGUCCGACUUCCAGUACCUGGCGGUGCACACGGAGCCGGGCGGCCGGCAGGUGUCCAUGUACGACAAGGUGCUCAUGCUCAAGCCCGAGAAGGAGAGCUUCUUCCACCAGGAGCUGCCGCUCUACAUCCCGCCGCCCAUCUUCUCGCGGCUCGACACCCCCGUGGACUACUUCUACCGCCCGGAGACGCAGCACCGGGAAGGCUACAACAACCCCCCGAUCUCAGGCGAGAACGUGAUCGGCCUGAGCAGGGCCCGGCGCCCCCACAACGCCAUCUUCGUCAACUUCGAGGACGACGGGGUGCCCGCGCAGCCCCUGGAGGCCGCAGUGCAGACGUGGAAGAAGGUCUGCACCAACCCCCUGGACCAGAAGGUGGAGAAGGAGCUGAGCAAGCUGUUUGAGAUCCGUCCCAUCUGGUCGCGUAACGCCGUCAAGGCCAACAUCAGCAUCCACCCCGACAAGCUCAAGGUGCUGCUGCCCUUCAUGGCCUAUUACAUGAUAACUGGUCCCUGGAGAAGCCUGUGGAUUCGAUUCGGGUACGACCCCCGCAAACACCCGGAGGCCAAGAUUUACCAAGUCCUUGACUUCCGGAUCCGCUGCGGGAUGAAGCACGGCUACACCCCCAGUGACAUGCCUGUCAAGGCCAAGCGCAGCGCCUACAACUACAGCCUCCCCAUCACCAUCAAGAAGACACCCAGCCCGCUCGUCACCAUGCAUGACCUGAAGCAGGGCCUGGCCCCCUCCCGGAUGAUCAGUGCACGGAGGUCGGCCUCCAACAACUACAAGCUUAAGGACUCCAUCUAUAUCUUCCGGGAGGGGGCCUUGCCGCCAUACCGCCAGAUGUUCUACCAGUUAUGCGACCUGAACGUGGACGAGCUGCAGAAGGUCAUUCACCGCAAUGACGGGGCCGAGGGCCCCUGCACAGAGCGGGACGGGUGGUGCCUGCCCAAGACCAGCGACGACCUCAGGGACGCCAUGUCCCUCAUGAUCCGGCAGAUCAUCCGCUCCAAGAGGCCCGCUCUCUUCUCCGGCCCGGACAAAGCUGACAGCGGGAAAGAACAGCUGACCUGCGACUCUGGGGAGGACGAGGAGGAGGAGGACGAGGACGAGGAGGAGGAGGAGGACUUCAAGCCGUCCGACGGGAGUGAGAACGAGAUGGAGACGGAGAUUCUGGACUAUGUGUGACACAGCUCUGGGUCCCCCCCAACCAGGCCUGACGGGGAGACAGGCCGCCAGGGCCCCCAGUGCUGCCUGCGGCAGCCAGCAUGGCCCUGGGAGGCCCCCUGAGGAAAGCCGGGUGCGGCCCUGGUUCUGCCCUUGACCUGUCGCCUGGAGCUGCCCUCUGGCCCUGGGUGCUUGGGGACUUCCCGAAGGCUGGGCCCUGCUUCACAGCCACGAGCCAGCCCCGUGUCCAGCAGGCUGAGCCGGCGCCCGGCGCCUCCUUCCAGCUGAAACCAGCCAGAGCCGGAGGUGGCGGUGCGGGUCCGGCUGGUCUCAGGCCUGGCGGCAGGCACGGGCGACAGGCCCGGUCCAUGGUGGCAGGUGGCUGAAGACUGCCUUUGGGAUUGGACCUCGUUCAUUUGGGGUGGCCCGACAAAAGGCAGGCCCCGCUGGAAUUGUCCUUAUUAAACACACUUUCCCAAGGA
Molecule: messenger RNA, 2299 nt
Organism: Phacochoerus africanus (Common warthog)
Lineage: Eukaryota; Metazoa; Chordata; Mammalia; Artiodactyla; Suidae
Gene: GTF3C5
Product: general transcription factor IIIC subunit 5
Biological process (GO): transcription initiation at RNA polymerase III promoter
Cellular component (GO): transcription factor TFIIIC complex
Source: RefSeq, a predicted model, not a curated record